AUGCUUAGACAAGGAUUGGUACUCGCUGUCGUUGUUGCUUUCACUUCGGCACAAACUUUCAGUUUUGGACAUUGUCCUGUAACGCACACGCAAGAUAACUUCGAUCUUUCUAGGUACGUUGGAGACUGGUAUGAACUUUACAAAUUCCCAGCCAGUUUCGAAUCAGGAGAGAAAUGUAUAGUAGCAAACUACACUCUGACACCAGACAACCAUAUCAAGAUCAAAAACCAAGGAAUUGAUCCCAAAACAAGAAACAGCUCAAUUGCCUUCGGAGAUGCCAUCCAAACGGACCCCAAUUCACCUGCUAAACUCAAAAUCAGAUUCGCAGCAAACACACCAUACGGCAAUUACUGGGUUCUUAAAACAGACUACACGUCAUACACUCUCAUUUACUCCUGCACUGAUAUCAUUGGAAUCAGCCAUCUUGAAUUUGCUUGGAUUCUUUCCCGACAGAGGUCGCUUCCACAAUCGAAGAUUGAUGAACUCUUUAAUGUUUUCAAAAGUUUUAACAUUGAUACAGGCCAUUUCAUCCCAUGUGAUCAAACUGGUUGUUGA
Ylistrum balloti is the source of this 555-nucleotide messenger RNA. Its product is annotated as apolipoprotein D-like. Lineage: Eukaryota; Metazoa; Mollusca; Bivalvia; Pectinida; Pectinidae. The transcript is spliced from 4 exons. Gene Ontology annotation, molecular function: pigment binding. The record is from RefSeq and is a predicted model, not a curated record. Bases 1 to 555 code for a protein of 184 amino acids.